AAUUAUCGUCAACCUAACCACGAUAGUAUUGCGAUCGUCUCAGAUCCACUCUCCUGAGGAGCCAGGACCGACAACCACUUAAUCGAGUCUCCAUCCAUCAAGUUUUUGUUGAACGGACCGGUCCGUUGUGAUCCUUCGUCCCUCCCCCCCUCUUUCACAAAUCGAAAGAAAUGUAUCAUCUCGAGAGCAACGAAGCCCAAGCCAUUUUUCCUUACAAGCGACGUCGGUCAGGCGGCACACGGUCGCGCACGGGCUGUCGAACUUGCCGCGCACGUCGGGUCAAAUGCGACGAGACCCCUGGCCAUUGUUACAACUGCACCGCCACAGGCAGAACAUGCGAGGGCUACGACCCAUCCCCAUUACCUCGCCCAAACAACGCCCAACGGCAGCGGGUCCUAUCUCCCCAGCUGCCGUUAGCGGUUACCACCACGAUCCGCUGCAUCACCACCGCCGAUGAACGACGCUGUUUCGCAUUCUUUCAAAGACGCACAAUCCCGGAUAUCCUGGGGGCAUUUGAUUCCCCGUUAUGGCACCAUUUAGUGCUGCAAAUGGCACAGCUGGAUCCGGCGGUCUGUCACGCUACGAUGGCGCUGGCGGCUGCCCAUCAGGAGUGCCAGCUCACCGGCAUGGGGCUGCGCCCGCAGAAACAGCAGAGUCCGUGGAACUUAUUCGCUUCCGAUCAGGCGGCGCGCUCUUUUGCCCUGCUCAGGCAGCGGAACCCCCAGGACCCACUGUUGCCGCAGGUGGUACUGCUUUGCUGUAUCCUCUUUGUCAUGUUGGAUUUGGUGUGGAGGGAGUUCGACGCAGCCUUCCUGCACCUGCAGAGUGGCCUGCGCAUUCUGAAUGAGCUUCAUCGCCAGGGUAAGCCGGUGUUCCGGAACCGACAGGGAUCGCCCGUCGAUUGGCACAUCGUCACUGCUUUGCAACAUCUGGACAUACAGUCGACACAAUUCGGCUGCGAGGCGCCGUUCCUUGCGAUUCGGGAAGAGGCUCGAUUGGAUUCGACUGCAGCCCAGUGGCAAACAAUUCAGAGCGUUGCAGAAGGACGCAGGGCACUUGAUCCCCUCACGACACUGACGCAUGAUUACAUGAGGCGGGCCUGGCCGUCUGAUAAAGAGCACGAUCCCGUUCUCUAUGCCUUGUUGUAUCACGAGCAGUUGACACUCCUCGCGCUGGUGGAUCAAGCUCAGCGGGCCAUGCGGGACUUUCGUCUCCGACAUUACGCCUCUCUUGGGCUCAGGGACCAGGUGGGGGCCGACAUACUAAAGGUCAAUAUCCAUUGGCUCUGUUUGGGUCUGCGUACGACCUUCCCGCUCCCUGAAUCUGCAUACACGGAAAGCAUUGCUUCUGAAUGCCGACAAAUCCUCACAACAUCCGAAGUGAUUAUCGCAAAACUUGGCCCCCAACGCCCGGCAAUCAUGUUCGACAACGGGAUUAUCUCGCCCUUAUUCUUGGUGGCCGUCUUAUCGCCAGACUUCCGCGACCGUUGGCGAGCCAUCAUGGCUCUUCAUACCUGGCCGCACUGCGAGGGGCCGUAUAGCUCGGCGUUUCACGCCCAUCUAGCCGAAAAGAUGCUGGAGGGCGAUCUGCGAGCUCGAAUUCGGGCCGAGCUGACCACCACUUUGAACGAAUUGCCGGACCAGCAGCUCUUCGAGGACCAGCUGAGCGAACGAUUAACGAGGAUCACGGGCCGUUCGACUUUCAAGAAUGAUGAGGAGCUAGAGCGGUAUCUGCAUGAUCUUACUCAGCCAAUGGCCCGGUGGCCGUGCGCUCUUCUCUUGGUCCGGGCUGGAGUACUUCCCGACAGACCAGUGGUGCCAUGAAAGUGAUAGUGGUCGACCCCAUACGGCUCCUUGGGUCGAAUAACACCAGGUUCCGAUUACUUAAUCAGCAAUGAAACGAGCGGUCUUGCUCGGCAUCACGUCGGGAUCCGCAAUCUCGAGGUUUUAGCCCAGGGUUCGGGAAAUGGUAUGCCGUUGUGACAGCCCGUGCAUCAACACCAACAGGUAAAGAAUUACACACACGAGUCAAUACAGUCCCCUUUCACCAUCCUGUGAGCCGGGUAGCAGCCAA
This is a messenger RNA of Aspergillus uvarum CBS 121591, 2073 nucleotides long. Its product is annotated as Zn(II)2Cys6 transcription factor domain-containing protein. The coding region runs from base 171 to 1823 and encodes 550 amino acids. The record is from RefSeq and is a predicted model, not a curated record. Lineage: Eukaryota; Fungi; Ascomycota; Eurotiomycetes; Eurotiales; Aspergillaceae. Gene Ontology annotation, biological process: regulation of DNA-templated transcription. The transcript has 2 exons. Gene Ontology annotation, molecular function: zinc ion binding; DNA-binding transcription factor activity, RNA polymerase II-specific.